CCCAAUUCUGGAAUACACCCCAGUCUUGCCGAAUCCCUCCAGUUUCCAGAACGCACUAACUACGUAACUACAAGCAUGGCAAAAGGACGGAAAAGAACAGCUCCCUCCAAGGGACCCGCAACGGGGUCCGCCCCAGCAAAGGACUUGGACCCGAAAAAGGCGAAGGACAAGGGCGUUCAGAGCGAAAUGCCCAAGAAGUACCGUCUCUUACUCGCCGUCCAGCAGCAUAAGGAGAACAAGAUGAAGAGCAGGAAGGAGGCUGGGAAGGGGAAGGAUGGGAAAACUGGGGCUUCAAAGUUCGCAGAACGAAAAGUCGGCGAAUCCCUCGCAGCCUACAACCGCCGCAUAGACGACAGCGUCCGGUCCUCCGUCAACGCCGCCAUCCAAUCCACUUCCAAAACCCGCGCCAAAAAGAAGGCAUGGCUGUCCACCCGCAAAUCGGGCACCAAAUCGGGCGGCGAAGGCGGCAAGAAGGGCGAUGAAGACUCGGAGGAUGAGCGGGAACGGAUGAAGAGUGUGGAUCAUGUCAAGUUUGGGACCCAAGUUAUGCAGCCGCCGAGUAUCACGGCUGUGCCGAAGAAGAGGGGUGGAAAUGCCGCAGCAAUAGAAGCCCUCCGUAAACUAGAAGCCUCCAAAGCCGAAGUUGCCUCAGAUGCCGCCGACUCCGACCCCGAACCAGCCCCAAAACAAAAGAGCCAACCGACCACCACCUCCGACGACCCCACAACAACAACAACCGUCGGCCGCAAACGCAAACUGAAAACACUACCCGAAGUCGAACGUAUCGCCAUCACCGACGCCCGGGCGAGGGUUAUUGACCAUUACCGCGCGAUGAUGGCGAAGAAGAAGUUGGAGGGUGGGGGCGGGCGGGAGAGGGAGGCGGGGAGCGAUGGGGAAGGGAUGGACGAGGAUUGA
This is a messenger RNA of Fimicolochytrium jonesii, 915 nucleotides long. RefSeq lists its product as uncharacterized. Lineage: Eukaryota; Fungi; Chytridiomycota; Chytridiomycetes; Spizellomycetales; Powellomycetaceae. The record is from RefSeq and is a predicted model, not a curated record. The transcript is spliced from 3 exons. The coding region runs from base 76 to 915 and encodes 279 amino acids.